AAAACUCUUAAUCUUUAAAGAAGAAGAAAAAAAUGUCAGAAAUAUAUGGGUUAGCAUUAUCUGUUAUAUUCUCACUUAUGGUAGUGAAACUCUGCCAUUGGAUUUACCAGUGGAGUAACCCAAAAUGUAAAGGCAAACUUCCUCCAGGUUCAAUGGGGUUUCCGAUCAUCGGAGAAGAACUUUCGAAUUCAUGACGCCCUCUGACUUCAGUCUAGUAGUUUCACCGUAUCUGGAGAAGAGAAUAUCCAGAUAUGGUUCGAAAGUGUUUCGGACAAGUCUAUUCGGAGCAAAAGUUAUUGUCUCGGUUGAUCCUGACGUGAAUAUGGAGAUGGCAAAGGCGAGUUCGCAGUUGGGUGCUACAGAGAGCUUAAGGCGGAUAUUUGGAGAGAACAACGUGUUCCUCCAGAGUAAGGAGAUUCAUAAAUAUGUCCGGAACUUGACUUCUCGAUUUGUUGGUCCCGAGAGUUUAAAAACAAGAUUACUUCAUGACAUCGACAAUUUGUUACGAAAUGAUGUUGAGAACGGAGCACUAAACGGUUCUUUUGAUGCUAGAGAGGCAUCAAUCAAGAUGGUGGGUGAACUUAUUGCGAAGAAAAUAAUGGGUGAAACGGAAUCUGAGGCCGUAAAAGAACUCGGGUUAUGCUGGAGUGCUUUCCGAACCAGUUGGUUUCAGUUCUCUUACAACAUUCCUGGGACAACUGUUUAUCGAUUCGUUAAGGCUCGGAGAAAGGCUGCGAAGCUGCUAAAGGCCUUGAUUCUGAAGAAGAAAUCAUCAAAAGAAGGACUUGGCGAUUUCUUGGAUAUUAUAUUUGAUGAAAUGGAAAAGGAUGGGGCCGCUUUAGACAUAGACAGAGCCGUCAACUUGAUAUUCACCUUCUUCAUACUCUCCCAAGAGACAACUCCCGGUGUUCUAGGAGCGGUUGUGAAGCUUGUAGCAGACCACCCCAGCGUUAUGGAAGAACUACAGAGAGAGCACGAGGCGAUUGUUCGAAAUCGAGCUGAUAAAGACACUGGAAUCACAUGGGAAGAAUACAAAUCUAUGACAUUCACUCAUAUGGUUAUCAAAGAGUCGCUUCGGUUUACUAGUACACAACCUACCGUGCACAGAAUACCUGCUCAGGACGUUCAGAUUGGAGAUUAUACAUUACCUGCUGGGUGGCUAUUUUUUGGCAUUCCGCAAGUUCAUUUGAUGGAGAAAAGUAUGGUGAUCCACUUACCUUUAAUCCAUGGAGGGAAAGAUAUACACGGUACGGUAUCUAGGGAUUACAUGCCGUUUGGAGCUGGCGGGACUCAUUGUGUAGGGUCUGAGUUUGCUAAGCUCAUAAUUGCAACCAUGCUCCAUCAUUUGUCCAGAUUCAGGUGGUCACUGGACCCAAAAACAAGAGUGCUUCGAAGGUAUACACUUAUGUUCCCGGCUGGCUGCGAAGUCCACAUCUCCAAGGAUUCCGAGUGAUGAUCAUUGAAUUUGUGGUCUAUCCUUAUAUUUCUUGUAUAAAUAAUUGAUGAUCAUUGAU
Messenger RNA from Arabidopsis arenosa, 1514 nucleotides. NCBI's taxonomy places the organism in Eukaryota, Viridiplantae, Streptophyta, Magnoliopsida, Brassicales, Brassicaceae. The record is from the annotation of a GenBank genome assembly.